UAUUUCUGUGUAUAUAUGCUCGCUUUUCUUUUGCAGAGAGCUGAUGUAAUCGUAUUUCCUGAAUAUGGAUUGUUCGGAGUAUUUGACAUUGGUGCAAUGCACAGCCAUGACUCUAUUCAUCCGUUCUUAGAAACAAUACCUGAGGUAGGACAUGCCAAGUGGAACCCGUGCGAAGAAAGAGAUUUGGAUGAAGAUGAUUAUGUUAUCCAGAAGAAGCUCAGUUGUUUAGCAAGAGAUAACAGAAUACACAUUGUGGCUAGCUUAGGCGAGAAAGCAAGAUGCAGCCGCCGAACAAAUUAUAAAUGCCCUAGCCAUAGUUAUUUCCAUUACAGUAGUACGGUUGUGUUUUCGGAGAAAGGAAAUCUCGUAGCCAAGUACCGUAGAAAAGCUUUGUUGAAUGAACCAUAUUUUGACAGCCCGGAUGAAUUCAGUAUUGCCGUUUUCGAGACUACUCAGAACAAAUUUGCCGUAGUGAGUUCUUAUGACACAAUGUUGAAAGAACCAAUAACGGAAUUAUUAGAUAAGCGGAAAGUGAAGAACAUAAUUAUUCCCAAUGUUUGGCGAUCGAAUUCACCUUUGCUUAGUAGUGUUCAAUGGCACUCUAGUUGGGCAAUUGGAAAUGAGGUUAACGUACUAGCUGCUACUAUACAUGACACAAACAUUGGGUCACAUGGAAGUGGAAUUUACUUCCCAUAUAGUGAAAGUUCCUAUUAUAACAAACCUGAUUCUUCAAGAGGCCACUUAAUCAUUGAACAUGUGAAAAUGAAUCGUUAUUCAAGACCAAAGAAACCAGUCAUUCCUUAUUUAUCAGUUUCCUUUGGCAAAUUCUCGUAUCACAGUGUCAAAAUGCUCGGUGAAGAAAUUCGUUUUAAAUUUGUAGAUUUGACAAAAUACACCGAUAAUGUAAGCAUAUGUAGUGGUUCUUUCUGUUGUAAAGUAGAUUACUCUCCCGAAUCUUUAGAAACGGAGAAAUAUAGCCUGGGGAUCUACAAGGGCAUGAUAAAUGCUCUAGACAGACGCAUGUACUUUGAGAUCUGCACAGUCAUGAAUUGUAAUAGAAUAUGCGGGAAGGAAAUCUUCUCUGCUAAUACAUACUUUGCAAGAUUUGGUCUUUCUGGUUAUAAUUUCACGGCUGAUCAUAUUUAUCCACAGGUGGUAUUUAUGAAUAAAGGAGAUCAAAUUCUUGAUGAUGUGUGGCAGUAUGAACAUGGCAAAAUAAACUCAAAACGUAUGUUCAACAAUCCCUUGCAUUCAGCAACAAUGAUUGGACGGAUCUAUAACGAGGACAAAUAUAUUACUACAUUUAAGUCAAGCUUCCCUAGUGAGGACAGGAGAACAAGAUCUGACAGAAAGAACGGUGCAGUGUCAAGAUUUACUCCCACAGUAUUUGUUGUAGUCAUGGGGACUAUCCUUUCAGUACUUAGCUUCUCUUGAUCGCAGAACUCAUCCGUUUAAAAUAUAAUCUAUUUACACACAUAGAUACACAAAUGAGUAGACAUAUAAAUGAAAUAUACAUACAUACCUGCACACAUAUACGCACACACACAGAUAUAUGCUACAUACACACAAAUAUAUAAGUAUAUAUAUAUAUAUGCAUGCAUGCAUAUUAUGUAUGCAUAUAUAUAUAUAUAUAUAUAUAUAUAUAUAUGUAUGUAUGUAUAUAUAUGUCUGUCUGUGUGUGUAUAUGUAUUUUAUUAACACCGAGUCCAUUUAAACGCGUUUUGUUUUGUUUAAACAACACGCCAGGGACACCGGUAAUCUCACUAUUUAUACACAUGUAUAUACUGAAAUAUAUAUACAUACACAUGCACACAAACAUAAACACACACACAUAUCACUAGAUAAAACGGGAUAUCUUAAUCAGAAUAUACCCAUACAACGACUCAUUUCUUCACUCAGUAGGCUAGGGCAUUUUCUAAAGAUAUGUUAAAAAACAAAUAACAAAAACGAUUCAUUAAAAUAGUUUUAUAUUUUAGAAAAAAAAACCAAAACAAUAUAUGAAUUUAAUCGCAAACUUUUAUAGCUUUUUUUAAAAUUUGCUCCUUACAUUUGGAAGAUGCGAUGAUGAAAAACUUUAGACUUUAACUUUUAACAAUUAAUAUGACUGCUUGUUCAAUAUACGUUUUUUUAAUUUUUUAUAUAAUCUCAUAUCUUAGAAUAAUUGAUUCAUGAUGGAAAAAAAAACAAGCAAAAAAAACCCGUUUUAAUCUGCUGUUCAAAGAACAGCCGAAUUCACCAGUGUAUUAUUUUAUCGUCAGCAAACUAUUCUAAAGGAAUUUCUGUUUGCCUAUUCAAAAGGAAAUCAUAUAUAUAUAAUGUAUUGAAUGUAUAAAACUGAUAUGCUGAAAUUGCAGUAUCCCACCCCUCUUGCAAUAUUAUAACAAACCGAUUUAUUGCAAUGUUUAUAUGUUUAUUCAACCACAUCAAUAGAUAAUUUCGAAUAAAAAACUUUUGAAAUAAAA
Messenger RNA from Octopus bimaculoides (California two-spot octopus), 2462 nucleotides. RefSeq names its product pantetheinase. NCBI's taxonomy places the organism in Eukaryota, Metazoa, Mollusca, Cephalopoda, Octopoda, Octopodidae. The record is from RefSeq and is a predicted model, not a curated record.